Molecule: messenger RNA, 1523 nt
Organism: Nylanderia fulva
Lineage: Eukaryota; Metazoa; Arthropoda; Insecta; Hymenoptera; Formicidae
Source: RefSeq, a predicted model, not a curated record
AUGGACAGGAUGGAAGAGAAGAUGGAGGAGCUGCUGAAAUGGGUGAAAGGAAGAGAGGAAAAGGGGAGUGAGAAGGAAGGAGACAGGGAGAUUGGAAGAAAGGAGGCAGUGGAAAAGGGAGAAGAGGAUACAAAGGAGGAGACGGGGGAGGAUAAGGAAGAGAAGGAAAAAGAGGAACUGCAGGUGAGAGGGGAGAGAAGGGGAGGACAAAGUAAGGCGGAGGAGAGAAGAGGAGAGUGGUGGGAGCUAGUGAAGAGGGAAGAGGUCGAGAAGCAGGGGGGAAAAGAUGACAAGGAAAAGGGAGCUAGGAAGAAAAAAGAAGAGGAAAGGGAGACGGAGGAAAAGGUAAAGUGGGGUGAAGGAAAGGAGAUAGGAGGAAAAAAGGAGGGAGAAGGGAAAGUCAGCGGAAAGGAAGAAAGCAGAGAAGGAGAAGAAGAGAGUUACAGGGAGGAAAGAAAGAGGAGGACGGAGGAGGAAGAAGACAGGGAAGGCGAGGAAGAAGUAAAGGGGAGAAGAGGAGAGGAGGUGUGGAGAAAGGUGAUGGAGAGAGAAGGAAAAAGGAAAUUUCAAAUAGAAGAUGAGACAGAAGAUAAUGCAGAAAUAGCUGAUGAUGAGACUGAAUUAUUAAAUGAGACAGAAGAUAAUGUAGAAGUAGCUGAUGAUGAGACUAAAUUAUUAAAUGAGACAGAAGGUAAUGCAGAAGUAGCUGAUGAUAAGACUGAAUUAUUAAAUGAUCCGAUAGAAGAGAUAAAAAAUGAUAUGUUAGAAGGUCGACGGAAAGCAAUGUUGACUCAAGUGACUAAUGCUGAAAACGAUGGCUAUUACGAACAAUAUACCAUCUAUCCCUUAUAUGAAAAGAAAGCAAAUAAAACUGCGACAGCUUUAUAUCAAAUGUUAAAAAUUCAGGACUUGCCUCUGAACAAUCGACGUAAAGUUAUUCGUCGAUGUCGUUUUGGAUUUCCUCGUCCCGUUACUGAAACUUUGAAUAUCAGGGAUGUGGCAACUUCGAUAGCCGGUAGAAAACAAUUGAAACAUAAAAGUAGACUUUACGAUCUUCCUCGAACGGAUAAUGAAGCAUUUGAAACUGCAAAACAGUUAGUUCAGCAAUGCUUAGAUGACGAUUUGCAAAAACAACAGUCUCAGGAUGAUCCUGAAAAUGCAAUAGGUAUUCAAAAUAUAGAGGCUGGUGAAGCAAUGCAAGAUUUUAAAGAUCUUGGUGAUAGAGCAAUUCAAGAAAUUGAUGUAUCUGACAUGAUAGUAAAAUUAAAUACGGAUCAAAAACGAGUAUUUGAUAAAGUUACCAAUGCUAUAGAGUCCGAUAAAUCAAUAUUACGAUUAUAUGUUAGCGGAGAAGGUGGUACUGGAAAAAGUUUCUUAAUCAAGACUAUUAAAUGCUGGAUAAAACAAAAUCUCAACAAAGAUACUGCUGUAACAGCACCUACUGGUAUAGCAGCAUUUAAUAUAAAUGGUUUGACAGUUCAUAGAUUGCUUCAAUUACCCGUUGAACAUGGUCAAACUCCUAA